UUCAUUUCAUUUAAACCAUGUUUUUUAAGUUUUCAAGUCUGAUUCCAGAAACAGUAUUAUGAUUUGCUAGUAAUUUCCUCUAUACAUAGUUUUAUUUACAGCAAUGGGGCUAAUUCACACAGUUACUGACACAGUGUUGGUAGCCCUGCUGUGGGUAUGUGUGUUGGCGGGUGACUCACCCAAGCAGUCCCCUGUCUCGUCAGAGGACUGCCAGGUGACUCCAGUGAUACAUGUACUGCAGUACCCCGGCUGUGUGCCCAAGCCCAUCCCCUCCUUCGCCUGCACAGGUCGCUGCAGCAGCUACCUUCAGGUGAGCGGAUCCAAAAUCUGGCAGAUGGAGAGAUCCUGCAUGUGCUGCCAGGAGAGCGGGGAGAGGGAGGCCAGUGUGUCCCUGUUCUGUCCCAAGGCUAAAGCAGGGGAGAGGAAAUUUAGGAAGGUGAUCACAAAAGCUCCGCUGGAGUGCAUGUGUCGCCCAUGCACGGGAGUGGAGGAGAGCGCUGUCGUGCCGCAGGAGAUCGCUGGCUACGCAGACGAAGGUCCUCUCAACGCACACUUCCAGAAGUCCCAGUAAACCACUGUCUAGGUGACCCCUACAACUCAUGACUUGUAAAAUAUUCAGCGAUUUUGUUGGCUUCUUCUAAUAAAGUGCUAGUUUUUCAA
This is a messenger RNA of Macrosteles quadrilineatus (aster leafhopper), 660 nucleotides long. Its product is annotated as bursicon-like. Gene Ontology annotation, molecular function: BMP binding; receptor ligand activity. Lineage: Eukaryota; Metazoa; Arthropoda; Insecta; Hemiptera; Cicadellidae. The record is from RefSeq and is a predicted model, not a curated record. Bases 104 to 571 code for a protein of 155 amino acids. Gene Ontology annotation, biological process: animal organ morphogenesis. The transcript has 4 exons.